GAUUACUGGGUGUUUGCAUGUACGUGAAAUGUCUCGUCCAGAAGACACGGGUCCUCCCGAACUGUAUUACAAUGAAACCCAAGCUGCAAAAUAUUCGCAAAAUUCGCAUAUAAUCGAUAUUCAAACGCGUAUGUCGGAACGGGCUGUUGAACUGCUUGCACUUCCGGACGAUCAGCCGAGUUUGUUGCUGGAUAUUGGCUGUGGCUCCGGUCUGAGCGGUGAGACAAUCUCAAGCCUGGGCCAUUAUUGGUUUGGCGUGGAUAUCAGUGAGGCAAUGAUCCGAGUUGCCAAGGAAGAUCGUGAAGUGGAUGGUGAUAUUGUGCUCAAAGAUAUGGGUGAAGGGCUACCCUUCCGUCCAGGUACAUUUGAUGGUGCGAUAAGCAUAUCUGCUAUACAGUGGCUGUGCCAUGCGAACACAAAUAAGCAGAACCCGCAGAAACGGCUCCUUCGAUUCUUUCAAUCACUUUAUGCUUGUCUGGGCCGAGGGGCUCGUGCUGUCUUUCAGUUUUAUCCGGAAAAUGUUGGUCAGACUGAGCUAAUAACUGCGCAAGCCACCAAGGCAGGAUUUAGUGGUGGACUUGGCCGAGGGGCUCGUGCUGUUUUUCAGUUUUAUCCGGAAAAUGUUGGUCAGACUGAGCUGAUAACUGCGCAAGCCACCAGGGCGGGAUUUAGUGGCGGACUUGUCAUUGAUUACCCCAAUAGCGCUAAAGCUAAGAAGUAUCAUUUUUUCUUUCUAAUUUUUUGAAC
Messenger RNA from Gongylonema pulchrum, 747 nucleotides. NCBI's taxonomy places the organism in Eukaryota, Metazoa, Nematoda, Chromadorea, Rhabditida, Gongylonematidae. The record is from the annotation of a GenBank genome assembly.